Messenger RNA from Gigantopelta aegis, 588 nucleotides. Its product is annotated as early nodulin-20-like. Bases 1 to 588 code for a protein of 195 amino acids. The transcript has 2 exons. The record is from RefSeq and is a predicted model, not a curated record. NCBI's taxonomy places the organism in Eukaryota, Metazoa, Mollusca, Gastropoda, Neomphalida, Peltospiridae.
AUGUAUCUCACCUUGACGUUUUGUUUCAAGAUCACAGACGAGAAUUCAGGGGGAGCUGUUGUGAUCACCACCCUCGCCGCCGAAAUCUCACUGUCACCAUCACCCUCGCCGCCGAAAUCUCAUUGUCACCACCACCUUCGCCGCCGAAAUCUCACUGUCACCACCACCCUCGCCGCCGAAAUCUCACUGUCACCACCACCCUCGCCGCCGAAAUCUCACUGUCACCACCACCCUCGCCGCCGAAAUCUCACUGUCAGCACCACCCUCGCCGCCGAAAUCUCACUGUCACCACCACCCUCGCCGCCGAAAUCUCACUGUCAGCACCACCCUCGCCGCCGAAAUCUCACUGUCACCACCACCCUCGCCGCCGAAAUCUCACUGUCACCACCACCCUCGCCGCUGAAAUCUCACUGUCACCACCACCCUCGCCGCCGAAAUCUCACUGUCACCACCGCCCUCGCCGCAGAAAUCUCACCGUCACCACCUCUGCACUACUACCAUGAUCACCUCUCUCAACACCGCACACAAGGGAUCCCUUCUGGAUUCGUCCAAGAGACGUUUAUACUCGUGUUGAUGGUAGUCUGGUAG